Linnemannia hyalina is the source of this 1722-nucleotide messenger RNA. The record is from the annotation of a GenBank genome assembly. Lineage: Eukaryota; Fungi; Mortierellomycota; Mortierellomycetes; Mortierellales; Mortierellaceae.
AUGCUUGCAUUCCAGUUGAGCGUCCCCCUCUGGCUGGAGCACUGGAUGAGCGUCAUGGACACGACCGAGCAUUCGGUCGCCUACUAUCUUGUCAUCUAUGCCGUCAUUAUCCUCGCCUACAUCGCGAUCGAUGUCUGGUUGACCUAUGUCUGCAACGUCAUUGCCUGUCUCCGCGCGUCCGUCAUCCUCCACGAGAAUGUCCUCGCCCGCGUCCUCCGUCUCCCUAUGGCAUUCUUCGAUGUCACUCCUCAGGGUCGUAUUUUGAACAGGUUCUCGUCGGACAUCGGCGACAUUGACGAAGUGGUCCCAGAGUCUUUCAUCUGUCUCCUGACCUGCCUCGUCAACUUUAUCGGCACUCUCAUGAUCCUCAUCUUCGCCACCCCAGCCUUCGCCUUUGUCCUCCCCGUCAUUGGUCUCAUCUACAUGAUCAUCCAAAAGUACUACAUCCGAACCUCCAGCAACCUCCGCCGUCUCGACUCUGUCACAAAGUCGCCUCUCUACCAGCAUUUCAGUGAAACCCUCAAUGGUCUUUCGUCGAUCCGGGCCAUGAACAUCAAGGACCGGUUUAUUGACGAGAAUGCGGUCCGGACCAACAAGUCUGCGACGGCUUCGUAUGCGUCGUGGAUGAUUAACCGUUGGCUUAAUGUACGGUUGGAGGCUUUGACCUCGGUGUCGAUCUUUUGUGCGGCUCUGUUGGCGGUUUUGAGCAAGGGCACGAUUUCGCCCAGUAUGGCUGGUUUGGCCCUCAGUUCGACUACCUCGUUGGCGUAUAAUGUCAUCUGGACUCUUCGCUCGUACUGCGACCUCUGCUCGGAUCUGAUCUCUGUCGAGCGCGUCCACGAGUACAGCAACAAGCGCACCGAGGCCCCAGCGUCGACUGGUGUCCAUCUCCCCAAGAACUGGCCUCAGCAGGGUCGUAUCGUCUUCAAGAACUACUCGACCCGCUACCGUGAGGGUCUUGACUUGGUUCUCAAAGAUGUUUCGUUUGUAGUCCAGCCCUCGGAGAAGGUUGGCAUUGUUGGAAGGACGGGCGCUGGUAAAUCGUCGUUGACCUUGGCUCUAUUCCGUAUUGUCGAGGCUGCCGACUCGUACUGGGCUCGUGCUAGUGCUCAAGAGAGUGACAGCACAGUCGACGGGGAGUUUGACCUUUCUACCGACCUUGGAGACGGUGGAGCGAUCGAGAUCGACGGUGUCGACAUUUCAACUCUGGGAUUGAAGGACCUUCGUCAGCACUUGUCGAUCAUCCCCCAGGACCCCACCCUCUUUGCGGGCACCGUCCGCGAGAACCUCGACCCCCUGAACGAGCUCUCAGACGCCGAACUCUGGCAAGCCCUGGACCGCGCCCACCUCAAACCCCACAUUGCCUCCCUGUCCGGCGGUCUCUCCUUCGAAGUGUCCCAAAACGGCGAGAACUUCUCUGUCGGCCAACGGUCCCUCAUCUGUCUCGCCCGUGCCCUACUCCGCAAGACCAAGAUCCUAGUCCUGGAUGAGGCCACGGCGGCGGUGGAUGUGGAGACGGACGAGUUGAUCCAGAAGACCAUCCGAACCGAGUUCAAGGACAGGACGAUUCUGACGAUUGCUCAUCGGAUCAAGACUGUGAUGGAUUCGGACAAGAUUCUGGUUUUGGACAAGGGGAGGGUUGAGGAGUUUGAGUCGCCAAAGAAGUUGAUGAAGUCCAAGGGGUUGUUCUAUUCCCUUGCUCAUCAAGCUGGUGAAGUCUAG